AGCUGAGGGCGCUAUGGGGCAGGAACUUUUUUUUCCCUUGUCAAGUAUAAAUAGGUUCUGUGUUUACAGUUAGCUAGAUAGAGUUCUUUGUUGUCGCUUCAGACUAUUGUGAAAAUGUACGGGCUGUGUAACAUCUUAUUUUUUUGUCCGUUAAUUCUUUCAGGAAAGUUCUUUUAAAUUAUAUUCAAGCACCUUUUUUUUUGCCAGAAAGCACUUUUUCUAGCACUUCCCUCCAGGAAGCUUCAUUUGAAACCUUCCUAAGGUAGUCUAGAGGUUCCGAGGCGUCCAUUGAAGGCUGCAGCCAUGGUAUUGAUUCUGGGUAGACGGUUGAACAGGGAGGACACUGGCAUCAGAGACUCACCAGCUGUCAAACGCAAGGUAUUUGAGGUUGACUCAAAAAUCUUAGCUAGCCAGGAUGUCUUGGACUUCUGCUCUGGCUCGUCCCACUCCGAGGGCAUUCUGCAGGUGUUCAAUGAGUUCCGCGACUGCCGCCUGUUUACAGACGUGGUCAUCAGCGUUCAGGGACGUGAGUUCCCGUGCCAUCGUGCCGUGCUCUCUGCCUGCUCUUCCUACUUCAGAGCCAUGUUCUGCAAUGAUCACCGCGAGAGCCGCGAGAUGCUGGUGGAAAUCAACGGCAUUCUGGCCGAAGCCAUGGACUCAUUCCUCACCUAUGUUUACACCGGCCGCGCAAAGAUCACCACAGAGAACGUCCAGUUCCUCUUCGAGACCUCCAGUCUCUUCCAGAUCGCCACAUUGCGUGAUGCCUGUGCAAAGUUCCUGGAGGACCAGCUGGACCCGUGCAACUGCCUCGGUAUCCAGCGCUUUGCAGACGCUCACGCUCUCAAGCAGCUGGCCAGCCGCUGCCGCAGUUACGCUCUGGCCAACUUCUCUGAGGUGGCUCAGCAUGAGGAGUUCCUAGACCUAUGCAGGGAAGAGCUGGAGGAGUACAUCGACAGCGAUGAGCUGUCCGUCGGUAAGGAGGAGAUGGUGUUUGAGGCGGUGAUGCGAUGGGUGUACAGCAGUGUGGAGCACAGGAAGCCCAUGCUGAAAGCUCUGCUACACCACGUGCGCCUUCCACUUUUGCACCCCAAUUACUUUGUACAGACUGUGGAGGGCGACCAGCUCAUUCAGAACGCUCCGGAGUGCUACCAUCUUCUCCAUGAAGCCAGGCGCUACCAUGUACUUGGAAAUGAGAUGAUGUCACCCAGAACCCGGCCACGCAGGUCGACUGGCUACUCUGAGGUGAUAGUGGUGGUCGGUGGUUGCGAAAGGGUGGGAGGCUUUAAUCUGCCUUACACAGAGUGCUAUGAUCCAGUGACCGGCGAGUGGAAGUCACUGGCCAAACUGCCUGAGUUCACCAAGUCAGAGUACGCCGUGUGCGCCCUCCGCAAUGAUAUUCUGGUGUCAGGUGGUCGCAUCAACAGCAGGGAUGUGUGGAUGUAUAACUCCCAACUCAACCUGUGGAUCAGAGUGGCUUCUUUAAACAAAGGACGGUGGAGACACAAGAUGGGCGUCCUGCUGGGCAAAGUCUACGCCGUGGGUGGCUACGAUGGUCAGAGCCGUCUUAGCAGCGUGGAGUGCUACGACUCUUUCUCAAACCGCUGGACAGAGGUGGCUCCCUUAAAAGAAGCGGUCAGCUCUCCAGCCGUGGCUAGCUGUGCCGGAAAACUCUUUGUCAUAGGAGGAGGGCCCGAUGACAACACCUGUUCAGACAAGGUCCAGUGCUACGAUCCAGAGACAGACUCUUGGUUGCUACGAGCCAGCAUCCCCAUCGCCAAGCGCUGCAUCACCGCCGUCUCUCUCAACAACCUCAUCUACGUGUGCGGCGGUCUCACCAAGUCCAUAUUCUGCUAUGACCCCACAGAGGAUUACUGGAUGCAUGUGGUACACACGUUUGCCAAACAGGAGAGCUGUGGCAUGUCCGUGUGUAACGGUAAGAUCUUCAUCCUGGGCGGCCGGGGCGAGAACGGCGAAGCGACGGACACCAUCCUGUGCUACGACCCAGCAACGGGCAUCAUCACAGGAGUGGCAGCGAUGCCACGGUGCAUCUCUUACCAUGGCUGUGUAACGAUCCAUCGCUUCAAUGACAAGUACCACAGGCCAUGACCAUAAACAGAGGCGCUUACAUGAUAUUACUGCACAAGUUAAAAGAAGCUUGGGCUCUUUGACACACUUCAUCACAUCACACCCGUUAUUCAGUUAAUUUAUUUUCUCGCAGUAUCAUGUAGCAUUGCACUGCUGUGAACCUUUAGCUAUGAUAGUUUCUCUGUAUGUAAUCAUAUUAGUGGCCAUGCGUUAUUAAUAGCCUCAAAAACUCCAAAGAAAAGUCAAGUUUAUUGUUUGCACCUUCUUGUACAGCUGUCCUCUUUAACACUAGUUCUUGUCCCACUAAUUGACAUCAAUGCACAGGAGUCAUUCAGGAAACAUCAACUCCAGCAUAUACACUCCUCAUCAAAAAAGACCUGUAGGAGGAUCUUAUGGGAGUGAGACAAAAAAAGUGAAUUUAUUGCUUACUCAGUUUUUUUUUUUACCAUUUCUUCUUUUUGCAUUUUGAAGCUCUACUUUGAACCUCCUCAAGAUCCAACAGUGCAAAAUGUAAUUUUUGCUGUUGCCAUAAAGAGAUCAUGACAGUGGGAAUGCCUGACAGAAAAUGACAUUGAAUCCACAUUUUUGCUUUUAAAGGCUGUGGUCUUAAACUUUUGAUCAGAUGAUGAAUAGCUUAUUUCACUUUAAUGCUUGUUUGCAAUAAAUUGGAAAAAAAAACAAAAAACUAAUUGAUGCAAUUUUUCAACCGGUCUUAAAGUUUUGAUCAGGAGUGUAUUAAGAAAUGGGCCGAAGUAUGCAAUCAUAACAGUAAUAAAUACAACAAAAUCCGGCAAUACAAUACAAUACAAUACAAUUCAUAUCAGUGUCAAUAAAGGGUACAAUUAAACAAAAAUCUAAUGAUUUUCUUAAUGGAAAGUGGUAAAGCGUCAUAAGUACUGUAUUGCCACAUCUUAGUUUUUCAAAUGAUUUAAAAUUAUACAGGUAUUUUUAAUAUAUAAUAAUGCAAGAUAGAUAGAUAUUUGACUCCCAGACAAGCAGCCUGUGGCAGAUAAAAAUAAUAGGAUUUAGUUUCAUUUCGUAUGUGCUAAAGAUUUUUUUUAAAUGAGUUAAGACAAAAAGACAACAGAGGUAGACUGUCCUUGUUGCACUCCAUGCUGAUAUGCAAUACACAAUAAUAAAAUGUAUAAAUAUUGCAUAUUUAUGGUAAUUCUUCCCUUUUUAGAUAAUCCAUAUCCCUUUGCCACUUACUUUGGCAUUUUAGCCUUUAUUUUGCAGCAUUAUCAUUCAUAUUAAGCUCUUUCUUACUGCUAUAGUUAUAUUAAUUAAGGUAUGUGUUUUUUUUAUAUGUAUUAUGUAUGUAUACUUCAUAGAUUUAGCCAUUGUUUAGUAGUGUAGUGGGCAUGAGGAUUGUUUUAUUAGAUGUAAGAGGUCUUUUUUGGUAAGAUACUGCCUGUACAUACAGUUGCUGCAUUUGUGUGACUUACAUUUGAAUGAAUUAGGUUGCAGUGGCUGCUUCCUGUUAACACUUCACUAAGGCUGGCACCUUUGACACGGGCACUUGCUUUUAAAGACAUAACUCGGGGUAACCGUAGAUACCUCCAUGUGUGUUUGUGGGUUUACUAGUCAGCUACGGUGAUGUGUAGCAGUGCUAAGUAGGGAUGGGCACUAAAUGAAUUAAGUAGGUUGUAAAUAAAGAAUACAGUCGUCCCUCGCCACAUCGCGGUUCGAAUUUUGCGGCUUCACUCUCAUGUUUUUUCAAACAUAUAGAGUAUGAAUUAAUAAAUCAUGCCGUUUCAUCCUUGAAUAUGACCUAUUAGUAAAAAAAAAUCAUAUUUAAUGAAAUUUUACGUAUUUUUUUUAAUUAAGCAUUUUCAAGCAUAAAAAUAGCUAAAAUUCAAAUACAAGGCAUUAUAAGAGGACACAUUCAAAUUGUGAUAUGCAGUAUUCUAACUGGUCACUAGGUGUCUGUAGGUGAAGCAUACAAGUGCAGGCUUUUAUUGCAGGUUUGUCACCACGAUUGAGUAGUCCUCCAAGGAAAUACUUCUCCAGACGAACAUUCCCUGUCCUCACAAUGACAUUUCAUCCACAUUAUGCAACUUUCCGUAAGAUUCCGCGUUUAACAGUGAAUUCCGUUUUUUUGCCAAUUCCGUUAAUGCGGAAAUCAUAGCGCCCAUAUUUAGAAGGGUGUAAACAGUUUUGAUGCUCUAACUACCAAAAUAUUCCAUUUAUAAUUAAGGAAUCCUACUUGGCUGAAAUUCACUUAUCACGGCCGGGUCUGGAACCAAUUAACCGCGAUAGACGAGGGACUAUUGUAUAAAUCAAUUCAUUGGUGUGUUUUUUUUUUUUUCAAACUAAUAUUUUUAAUAGGAUCCAAAAAUCUUUCCCUGAAUGUUCUGAACUCCUGUUUCCAUGCCCUUGAGGCGUUAGACUCGGGGCUGAACUUCCCAUCAUAUUGUGGAAAGGAGUUGAGACUGAAUCAACAGCGCCUGUGCUGUCUACAGCCAGUAGCGCACCCCGUUUUGAGUCAUUUGUUUUAAAUCAUGAUUAAUCUGAAUCAGUCCCACACAGUUCACCAAUUCUUCUACACAUCCAAAUGGUUGUGAAUGAGGGCUAUUGAACGGUGUGGUUUAAGGUCAGUAAACGUUUUUACAAUAGGUGUUGAUAGACAAGACAUUGCUGUGAACUUAUAUUUUUUCUUGUAUUUAAAUGUAUCUCUUCAUGGUUGCAAAUUUUUUGUAUUUAACCGAGAGCCCCAAUUGUGCACUUUGAAAGAGUAGAUGACAGUAGAUGAUUUUUUUUUCUUACUGUAUCAGUAAAUGUUAUUUGUGACAUAUCGUGAAGGGCCCUGAUAGCGCCUCCUGUCUACCGCAGUCUACUAUGGUUAAUACAUACAAGAACAGUUGACUUGGCUAUUUAAACAUGGCCAAAAACAUCAUCCUCCAGUUUUUCCUAACAGACUCAAUCACCCGCCAUAGUUAGAAUCACACAGGACGCCAACAACGAGGCAACAAAGUAGUAAAGUAGCAAGGAUGGUGAUCACUUUUGCAAGAAUAAAAGUAGUGUUUGUGUGUGUGUGUCUGGGAUUUCACUGAGUAUUUACUCAAAUGGGACACAAAAAACAUGUCCUCCAUUGUUAUUUUAUUCUAAUUUGAUUGAUUAUUUUUUUUAUUUCAGCUUUCAUACACGUUUUGCUUUAACAACAUUUACUUUUUUUUUUUAGCAUUUGUGUGUUUUUGUGGGAUUGUGUGUCAUUGUAUUUUUCACACCAUGUGCAAAAUCAUUUCGAUUUGAAUGGAGUAAGAAGCCAACAUGAGUGCUGAUGGGCUCUUAACUGUUUAAUAAUGUGCCUCUUAAGGGAUAAACCAGUUGGGCAAUAGUGAUUAUUUUUUUAAUAUGAACCAUUACUACACUAUGUAUGUAUGAUGUGCUGUUUUAAGAUUUUUGUAACUAUUGAGUUGUGUACAAGAAACAUCAAUAAAGUUUUUCUUUCUGU
Molecule: messenger RNA, 5539 nt
Organism: Dunckerocampus dactyliophorus (ringed pipefish)
Lineage: Eukaryota; Metazoa; Chordata; Actinopteri; Syngnathiformes; Syngnathidae
Gene: klhl24a
Product: kelch-like family member 24a
Exons: 8
Coding region: 304-2106 (600 amino acids)
Molecular function (GO): protein binding
Source: RefSeq, a predicted model, not a curated record